UUGUUGUGUUUACCUCCCCUUACACACACGCAGCCGUGACCUCCGAGGCAGAGUGAAGGGAAGCAGGGGGAGCCCUCCCCCUUUAAACACGUCACCGGCGGGCUGGCUGGCUGGCUGGUAUCUAGUGGUGUGGUGUGUGCGGUCGGACUGUGGUUGUGUUUCAGCUCUGGCCGUGUUGAUAACGACACACUUCGGGCGCUUUUCCUCGCGUAGACAUGGGAAUUCAGAAGACAUGGCUCUAAGACAAAUAGCCCUAACGCUGCUGGCCCUGCUCGGGCUGGCGGCCGUCGGUGACGCUUUGCACUGCAACUGCACGAACUGCAACGGGGGCGAAUGCAAGACAAAAGGAGCCUGCCUCGUUUCAACGUACAAGUCCGAAGGGAAAGAUGUGCUCUUGCGGAACUGCCUCGACCCCGAUAAGAUGACUCCACCCAUCUUCUGCAAGAGCGCCGAAGGGCACCUGAACGCUCACUGCUGCUUUGAAGAUUACUGCAACAGUAUUGACUUGAAAGUCCCAGACCCGACGACCGGAGAGUGGGUGACCUCGGAGAGCUCCUGGGGGCCAGUAGAGCUGGUUGCGGUCAUAGCAGGGCCUGUGUUUCUGCUCUGUGUGCUGCUGAUGGUUGGAGUGUUCCUCUUCCAGUAUCACCAGAGAGCCUACAGCCACAGACAGCGGCUAGAAGUGGAGGACCCCUCCUGCGACCACCUGUACCUGGCCAAGGACAAAACUCUGCAGGAUCUCAUCUAUGACAUGUCCACCUCAGGAUCUGGCUCCGGGCUGCCGCUGUUUGUGCAGCGGACGGUUGCCAGGACGAUCGUGCUGCAGGAGAUAAUAGGGAAGGGGCGUUUCGGAGAGGUGUGGCGAGGAAAGUGGCGAGGCGGAGACGUUGCCGUCAAGAUCUUCUCAUCCAGAGAGGAGCGCUCCUGGUUCAGAGAGGCCGAGAUCUACCAGACAAUCAUGCUUCGGCACGAAAACAUCCUGGGAUUCAUCGCAGCAGACAAUAAAGACAACGGCACAUGGACGCAGCUGUGGCUGGUGUCGGACUAUCACGAGCACGGCUCUCUGUUUGACUACUUGAACCGCUACUCCGUCACCAUCGAGGGCAUGAUCAAGCUGGCGCUCUCGGCUGCAAGCGGCCUGGCACACCUCCACAUGGAGAUCCUCGGCACUCAGGGUAAGCCCGGCAUUGCUCAUCGGGACCUCAAGUCUAAAAAUAUCCUGGUUAAGAAGAACGGCACUUGUGCUAUAGCUGACCUGGGCCUGGCUGUUCGCCACGAGUCCAUCACAGACACAAUAGAUAUAGCACCGAACCAGCGCGUGGGCACUAAGAGGUAUAUGGCUCCAGAAGUUUUAGACGAAACCAUCAACAUGAAACAUUUCGAUUCCUUUAAGUGCGCUGACAUCUAUGCGCUGGGCCUGGUGUACUGGGAGAUCGCGCGCCGCUGCAACACCGGAGGCAUUCAUGAGGAGUACCAGCUGCCCUACUAUGACCUCGUGCCCUCUGACCCGUCCAUAGAGGAGAUGAGGAAGGUGGUUUGUGACCAGAAACUGAGGCCCAACGUUCCCAACUGGUGGCAGAGCUACGAGUCGCUGCGUGUGAUGGGGAAGAUCAUGCGGGAGUGCUGGUACGCCAACGGCGCGGCGCGACUGACGGCGCUGCGCAUCAAGAAGACUCUGUCUCAGCUCAGCGUGGAGGAGGACGUCAAGAUGUGAGCGGCCGGCGAGGCGCGCUGGAGACGCACAACCCGACCACACUCCCAUAGGAAACAAACACUAAAGACAGACUGCAAAAUGGAGAAGAAAACAAAACAAAACAAAAAAAAGAAAAAAACCCAACAACCCUGCCAGUUUUAAAGCCACACUCCAAGUUGUGACAAGGCCUACCUCACCUUUUUAGCCAAAACUACUGAAAGUCACCCAUCCCUCUCCUUCCUCCUCUUCGUCCUCCUCCUAUCCCACGGGCCACACUACAACACUACCACUGUUAAUAGCAUACACUCAACCUCCUUUCAUUUACCAGGACAGAAAUUACUGUACAGUGACUUUUUCUUUCUAUUUUUUAUUUUCCAUUUUCCUUCUACCCGUUAGGUUCAGUGAUGGAUCUAAAAGUUUUCCAGUGGAGUUUCUUUUUUAUGGGUUUUAACGUUUCAGAAAUAACACUCCGGCUGUUUUUUUUUUUUGUUUUUUUUUUUUGGCAAUAUCUCGCCGUCUUGUGUGUGUGUGUGUGAGUGUGAGAGCGUGUGAACCAGAGGACAGGAGGUUGAAGUUACUGUUUCAUUCAUUCGGUGCGAUGCUCAGCAUGUUUCAAGUGUGACCUUCUAACCCAGGCUGUAGUUUAUUAGGCAAUUUAUUCAGAAUGAAAAGGCAAAAAAGUACAUUUUGAAAUGAAGCAUGAACAGCCAGAUUGUUUUCAUUAGACACUACUGAUUAUGGGUACAUGUGAUUUAUUUGUAUAUAAAACGUGCGUUUUUCUUUUCUCCUCCUCUGUAUGCCACAGCUCCAGUGUGACAAAGUGAUGCUAAUUUUUUAUUUUAUUUUUUUCCAUUUUUUCCAUUUUUUUUGAUUGGACGGUACUUUGACAGAUCUCUUGUUUUUAACCUGUCUACAUGGUUUCCAACUGUGCUAGCAAAUAUUAAUUGCUGGAGCUUAUGGUUAUAUUUUUUCCCUCUACUUGUUCCUUUCAUGGCAGUCUGGUGGUACUACUGAUCCUUUUCUCCUUGCGUAUACCCGUUUCUACGUGGGGGUGACGCCUCCAUCUCCUGCUCAUUUUGACACUGGAAUACAGAAGGACUUGGUGUUGAUCUUAAAUACUGCCACUGGCUCUUUUCAAUUUUUUUUGUUUUCUUUUUAAAAACCAGGAAAACAGACAAAACUGUCGGCGGAUCGCGUCGAACAUGCAGGUAGACGCGAGUUGACCUUCGAGGACUGACGCGCCGCAAGCGAGGAACUGCAUGUUUUCAUUCUAUUUCUGCAGACAAGACUAUGAAAGUAUUACACUGAUAUUCGUCACCUAUGGGCUCUGCACUGUUAUGUCCACAAGGGCGUUAGUUAAUGUUUGUCGAAGCCAUCACCUGAACCAUGUGUCAUGUUUCAUGUCCGUUUUGCAUGCCGUCUCAAACACUGGGCCCUCUGCACUGAGGUCCAUUACUACCCCCCUUUUCCUCCCACAGGUUGAUUUUCUUUAUUUUAUUUUUUUUCCCCUUUUGGGCCAUUGGCUGUGCACCCCAGAAAUGUUGCUGCUACUGUUUAACAUGGGUAGAAGUGUAGCGGAAAAAAGAGAGAGAGAAAGUGUGAGAACAAUGAUGAUGAUGAUGAUGAUGUCAAGUUGAACCAAAAUUGUCAAAAAACUCUCGUCCAUGUUUGGUGUGUUGCCAUGGGUAUUUGAUCAUCAUGUUCAUAGGUGAAAACUUCAAAAUUCAGUGAUGAUAUUGUGCUGAUCUUUUCUGAUUUAGUUCAAAAUGUACAUAGACAAUAUACAAUAAAUUCCUCCUUUUUCUUA
Molecule: messenger RNA, 3500 nt
Organism: Gambusia affinis (western mosquitofish)
Lineage: Eukaryota; Metazoa; Chordata; Actinopteri; Cyprinodontiformes; Poeciliidae
Gene: acvr1ba
Product: activin A receptor type 1Ba
Exons: 9
Coding region: 233-1714 (493 amino acids)
Biological process (GO): activin receptor signaling pathway; protein phosphorylation; nervous system development
Cellular component (GO): activin receptor complex; plasma membrane
Molecular function (GO): activin binding; activin receptor activity, type I; ATP binding
Source: RefSeq, a predicted model, not a curated record